CAGCUCAAUAAGAAGGCUAAGGAAAUGCGUCUGAAGCUAUUUCCCGGCAAACUCAUUUUCAUGCUUUGCAUUGCAAGCUUUCUCGCCGGAUCGCUCUUCAUGAGCCGGACGUCGAUUCACUCUUCACCGGAAGAGGCCCGGGGUGUUCCAAAACAUGGGGAAGAACUUGGCUCAGCUACACCGGAUUUUGAUAAAAAACGAAAACUGAUUGAAGGUAAUUCAAGAGACAUCUUCGGAGACGUAACCAAGACACAUCAAGCCAUCCAAUCGUUGGAUAAAACAAUCUCAACGUUGGAACUGGAACUUGCAGCCGCUCGGACGAGAAAAUCAAGCAGCCAUUUUUCAGAGGAAAGGGUAUCUAAUCGGAGUAGUGUGCAGAAGGCUUUUGUUGUGAUUGGGAUUAACACUGCCUUCAGCAGCAAGAAACGGCGAGACUCAGUGCGCGAUACAUGGAUGCCUCGAGGGGAGAAGCUCAAGCAAUUGGAGAAAGAGAAGGGGAUCGUAAUGCGGUUCGUGAUCGGACACAGCGCGACGCCGGGAGGGGUUCUGGAUCGGGCGAUCGACGUCGAGGAAGCCGAGAACGAAGACUUCUUGCGGCUCAGCCACGUGGAAGGUUAUCACCAGCUGUCCACCAAGACUCGGCUGUAUUUCUCGACGGCUUACUCCCUCUGGGAUGCUGAUUUCUACGUUAAGGUGGACGAUGACGUCCACUUGAAUGUGGGAACGCUGGUGAGUACUUUGGCGCGGUACCGGUCCAAAGCCAGGAUCUACAUCGGCUGCAUGAAGUCUGGACCGGUUCUCUCCAAGAAAGGGGUGAGAUAUCAUGAGCCAGAGUUUUGGAAGUUUGGGGAAGAAGGGAACAAGUAUUUCAGACAUGCCACCGGUCAACUCUAUGCUAUUUCGAAGGACCUUGCAGCUUACAUAUCUAUCAACUCGCCAAUAUUACACAGAUAUGCAAAUGAGGAUGUUUCCCUGGGAUCAUGGUUCAUCGGCUUGGAAGUUGAACAUGUUGAUCACCGUUCCAUGUGCUGUGGAACUCCUCCAGACUGUGAAUGGAAGAAAGAAGCGAGGGAUGUGUGCGUGGCAUCGUUCGAUUGGUCAUGCAGUGGAAUAUGCAAGUCAGUGGAGAGGUUGAAGAGCGUUCAUGAUGCUUGCGGGGAAGGAGAUGAAGCCAUUUGGAAUGUCGAUCUCUGA
Molecule: messenger RNA, 1194 nt
Organism: Diospyros lotus (date-plum)
Lineage: Eukaryota; Viridiplantae; Streptophyta; Magnoliopsida; Ericales; Ebenaceae
Product: probable beta-1,3-galactosyltransferase 8
Exons: 8
Coding region: 25-1194 (389 amino acids)
Cellular component (GO): Golgi membrane
Molecular function (GO): hexosyltransferase activity
Source: RefSeq, a predicted model, not a curated record